Durio zibethinus is the source of this 1075-nucleotide messenger RNA. Its product is annotated as ras-related protein RABA5b. Gene Ontology annotation, molecular function: GTPase activity; GTP binding. The record is from RefSeq and is a predicted model, not a curated record. Lineage: Eukaryota; Viridiplantae; Streptophyta; Magnoliopsida; Malvales; Malvaceae.
AAUAUUUAAAUUCAAGUCCGUACAAUCCAAAUCUCCGCUUAAAGUCACAGCCAGAAACCCAAAAUACAAACCCCAAAAACAAAAAACAAAACAAAAAUCACCGCAAUCGUAGCACAACCGCGCCAAUCACGCAGCUGUCCGUGGCUAUCAUUUUUCUAUGCCUUCCGAGCUUAAAGACUAAAAGCCACUUCACAUUUCAGACAAGCAACAAAACCCCAUUUCACCAAAGCACCAGCAAAAGAACAAUCCGGGCAUGGGUGGCCACGAAGAAGAGGAGAGAAGUGAGGAGUAUUUGUUUAAGAUUGUGCUGAUAGGUGACUCAGCUGUGGGAAAAUCAAACCUUUUGUCACGUUUUGCUAGAAAUGAGUUCGACAAUAACUCAAAGGCAACUAUUGGAGUGGAGUUCCAGACCCAAGUGGUAGAAAUUGAUGGGAAAGAAGUUAAAGCACAGAUCUGGGAUACUGCUGGCCAAGAAAGGUUUAGAGCUGUUACUUCUGCUUACUAUAGAGGAGCUGUUGGUGCUCUUAUUGUUUAUGAUAUUAGUAGGAGAACUAGCUUUGAUAGCAUUAAACGUUGGCUUGAUGAACUUACCACUCAUUGUGAUAGUACCGUGGCAAGAAUGCUGGUAGGGAACAAAUGUGAUUUGGAGAAUAUUAGAGAUGUCAGCGUGGAGGAAGGCAAAAGCCUUGCAGAAGAAGAAGACUUAUUUUUCAUGGAGACAUCUGCCCUUCAAUCUACUAAUGUUCAGACUGCUUUCGAGAUUGUUAUCCGGGAAAUCUACAACAAUGUAAGCAGAAAAGCCCUAAACUCUGAUGCAUAUAAAGCCGAGUUGUCUGUCAAUCGAGUAACCCUCGUCAAGGAUGGGGCCACCAACUCAUCCAGGGAAGGCUUCUCCUGCUGUGCUAGAUGAUCUCUAGUCUUUCAUAUUUUACACUGCACUCUUUUCUCGAUACUAUUGCAGACCUUGUUUCAGUUUUCCUAUGCUCUUACCUUGCGAGUUCUAUAUGAUUAAGUUUGUCAUUUUUGAUCUUGUGAUGGUUAUAAAAUAAGACUGCAUUUUUAUUCUUAGAUGUUC